AUGACUCGUCUGUGUACAUUCGUAUUACUUCUUUUGUCUGGUCUCUUUGCUCAAAAUUCAAUUCAAGCAUCUUUGUAUUCAUGCAAUAGAAACGCGUCAUGUGGUUGUUCACAAAACCCAGUUAAUAUCAAUAGCCGAAUAGUCGGUGGUGAAACAGCUGCAAGUCAUAGUUGGGGUUGGGCUGUUUCGAUACGUCGAUAUAGUACUCAACAUUUCUGUGGCGGUUCAAUUAUCUCACCGAAUUAUAUAUUGACAGCUGCACAUUGUGUCGAUGGCAUUUCUUUAUUACGAAAUGAUUUGACGAUAGCCGUUGGUUCAGAUAAUCUUCUUGAUAACGAAGGACAAAGAAUAUUAGUCUCACAAAUAUUCAUGUAUUCGGGCUAUAACUCGCUUACUAAAGAGAAUGAUAUCGCCAUUCUCCGACUGAAGAAAGCAAUUUCAUUCAGAGAUCGAAACAUUGCAAGAAUUUGUCUUCCACCGGCGAGUAAUCGCAAUGCAACAGAGUUUCCGCGAAUAAAUUCUACACUCGUUGCUAUUGGUUGGGGACACACGAGUAUGUCUGGUUCUUUAUCAAACACUCUUCGACAGGUAACUGUUAAUGCAGUUGGCAAUCGAGAAUUGAAAUGCAGAAAUUCGAUUCGUAAUGUCGAUCUACAAUUUUGCGCUGCCGUCAAUGGCGGAGGCAAAGAUACAUGUCAAGGCGAUUCAGGCGGUCCAUUAAUGUUUUUUUCAACUGAGAAUCAGCAAUGGAUGUUAGCAGGCGUCACAUCGUAUGGUCGGGGAUGUGGUCUAACGGACUAUGCUGGUGUCUACACUCGCGCGAGUGCAUAUACCAAAUGGAUUGCAUCCUUUGUAGAUAAUGAUAUAAACUUUGAAGAAAAUAGUGCUCAGAUGAAUACGAUGUCAAACAUAUUUUAUAGUGGAAUUCUUGCAUUAAUUAUUCUUACACAUUCUUUCUUAUAA
This is a messenger RNA of Adineta ricciae, 963 nucleotides long. NCBI's taxonomy places the organism in Eukaryota, Metazoa, Rotifera, Eurotatoria, Adinetida, Adinetidae. The record is from the annotation of a GenBank genome assembly.